Molecule: messenger RNA, 1562 nt
Organism: Grus americana (Whooping crane)
Lineage: Eukaryota; Metazoa; Chordata; Aves; Gruiformes; Gruidae
Gene: MRPL41
Product: mitochondrial ribosomal protein L41
Exons: 1
Coding region: 141-548 (135 amino acids)
Biological process (GO): translation
Cellular component (GO): mitochondrial large ribosomal subunit
Molecular function (GO): structural constituent of ribosome
Source: RefSeq, a predicted model, not a curated record
UUGGUGUGUGCGGAGGUCGCAGCGCGCCGAGGUGACGGGAUCUCCGCGGGGCCUGGGCCCGUACCGGUGCGUGAGCUGGGGGGCGCGGGGCCGGUGCUGCCCCGGCUUCGCUGAGCCUUCGGGUGUCCGCAGGGCCCAGCAUGGGGCUGCUGACCGAGCUGGCCCGCGGGCUGGUGCGGGGCGCCGACCGCAUGUCCCCGUUCACCAGCAAGCGCGGCCCCCGGAGCUACAACAAGGGCCGAGGGGCCAAGAAGCCGGGCGUGCUCACCUCCAACAAGAAGUUCAUCCUCAUCAAGGAGAUGGUGCCCCAGUUCGUCGUGCCCGACCUGGAGGGCUUCAAGCUCAAGCCCUACGUCUCGUACCGCGCCCCCGAGGGCUCCGAGCCGCCUAUGACGGCCAAGCAGCUCUUCACCGAGGUGGUGGCUCCUCGCAUCGAGAAGGACGUGAAGGCAGGCGCCUUUGACCCCAACAACCUGGAGAAGUACGGCUUCGAGCCGACGCAGGAGGGCAAGCUCUUCCAGCUCUUCCCCAAGAACUAUGUGCGGUAGGGAGCUAGCGGAGAGGCUCCCGGCACGCUGGGAAGAGCAUCGCCGGGGUGUGAGACGCGACCUGCACCAGCAAAUGCGGGACAGUUUCUGUCACUGGCUAUUAAAAACAAAUCCUUCCACUUUGUGUUUCUGCGAUGUCUGAUUUAAAUUGCUGUGAGGAACAUGGGGGUUCAUUUCCCACCCCUAAGCAAAGCGUUACGUGUGUCUUGCACCCUGUGUGCAGUUGUGCCGUGGAAGCAUGUGGGUGUCCUGCUCUUGGAUGAGAGCCGAUUGACCAGGCGCUGAUAACUAGCAGGAGGCAGUUUCUGCCCAGGCUGCUGAAACAUCAUUCCUUCCUUCUGGGAAGGAAUUCCUGUCUUUGGGAACAAGAGAGGAUGAGUGUGGAGUUGCCCGGCCGUGGGGAGCCAGCCACUGCAGCCGAAGGGGGAAUGCUUCCGUGGACUGACCCCCCCAUCACUGAACCAGGAGUGAACCUCCAACGGGCAGCACCCGGGCCCUGCGCUGUCUCCUGAGAAACCUGUAGCUUAUAUUGAAUGCCACAAUUAUUCCCGACUUUCCCAAGCCUUAAAAACUCCUCUCUCUUUUAGAGUAAAUGCAGAUGCAGUGAAUAGGCAGAUUUAAUGUCUGUUCCUUAGAGGUGUGGCUGCUUGAAGUUACAAGGUAACUGUUUAAAUUUGAAACGUAUCCCACCAAUUGUUAUUUUUGGACACAUACUCCUAGAAGAGCAGUGUCCUGCUGUUCAUCAAACUAAAUGGGUACAAGUGAUAUUUCCAUAGGCAGUGUGCAGCUGUUUAAAGUAGAAACUGCUAAAUUCCAAAUGUUGUAAGUCAUUGGAAAUAACCUGUUUUCUCUGACACACAAGUGCUGGGUCUUUGAGAAAACGAUUCUCCUGUGAGACAGUUCUGUGUCUGGAGAGCGUACGUGGGAGGGGGUUCGCAUGAGGUUUUUCUAAAUACGAACUACUGCGUUAGAGAAUCAACUCGCAAUUAAAAUGUUUACUUUUGGAGAAAGAAA